AUGGCUGAAAUCGCUGUUACUGCCGUCAUCACUGUGCUGUGUGAGAAGCUGCUCUCUGGUGACCUGAUGAAGGAAGCUGGCUCGAUCAGAAGAGAUCGAUUCUUAGCUGAACAAAUGGAAGAAAACCUUACCCCUGAUCCAAGCCAUGAUGUACUAGAUGAUUUGGCUAUCGAAGCUCUGCGACGCAAGUUGAAUCAAGAAGCUCAUACCAGCACCAGUACUGGUAAGGUAUUGAAAUUCUUUCCGAAUUGUUGUACAAAUUUCACUCCUCGCAACUUCAUGUAUGGUCGGAAGAUGAGUUCUAAGCUAGAUGAGAUCACUGCCAAAUUGCGUGAUCUUGUUGACCAGAAAAAUGAUUUGGGUUUGAAUGUGAAUGUUGAAAGGUCAAAUAUAAGAGAGAGACAGUUGGAGCAGACGUCACUGGUUGAUGAGUCAAAAUCAUGGGUCGGGAAGGGGAUAAAGAGGCCUUGA
Molecule: messenger RNA, 471 nt
Organism: Lactuca virosa
Lineage: Eukaryota; Viridiplantae; Streptophyta; Magnoliopsida; Asterales; Asteraceae
Source: the annotation of a GenBank genome assembly